Sus scrofa (pig) is the source of this 2617-nucleotide messenger RNA. Lineage: Eukaryota; Metazoa; Chordata; Mammalia; Artiodactyla; Suidae. The record is from RefSeq and is a predicted model, not a curated record.
GCUGGAAAUCUCGCGAUGGAGGGAGGAAGAGGUCCACCCCAGAAACUCUUGAGGAGGAAAGGCAGCCAGGCGAUUCCCAUCCUGCAGGUCCUGAAGCCAGCCGUUUGAAGAAGAGCAAUUGGGGCUUCUUACUUACUGGUGCUGUUGGUGGGACACUGGUGGCCCUGUACGCCGUGGCCACACCCUUUAUAACACCAGCCCUCCGAAAAACUUGCUUGCCUUUUGUACCUGCAACAACGAAGCAGGUGGAAAAUGUUGUGAAGAUGCUACGAUGCAGGAGAGGGCCCCUGGUAGAUAUUGGUAGCGGCGACGGACGCAUUGUGAUAGCAGCCGCAAAGGAAGGGUUCACAGCUGUGGGUUAUGAAUUGAACCCCUGGCUCGUCUGGUACUCAAGGUACCGCGCCUGGCGAGAAGGUGUGCAGGGAUCUGCCACCUUUUACAUCUCAGACCUGUGGAAGGUCACUUUUUCUCAGUACUCAAACGUUGUCAUUUUCGGGGUACCCCAGAUGAUGCCGCAGUUGGAGAAGAAGCUCGAGCUUGAACUUGAGGACGAUGCUAGGGUCAUUGCCUGCCGGUUCCCUUUCCCUCACUGGACCCCGGCCCAGGUCACGGGGGAGGGAGUGGACACCGUGUGGGCCUACGACGCCAGCGCCUUCAGAGGAGGCGGCCGGAGGCCCUGAAGAUCCGCGCGUGCGUUUCCGGGCGGUCCUCAGAUACCAACCUCGUCGAGAGGUUUCUAGCGCGUGGGGGCUUUGGUUUUAUAGAGACGUAGGCCGGUCUUCCUUCAGCCAAGAGGAUAUUUUUCCUUGCUGUGGACUGAGAAAUGACGAUUGCUUUUCCUAACCUGUGGAGAAAAAUAAACAGAAAUUGAGAGCAGCAGGUCCAUGUGCAGCCCCUCUCGCGGUGCGUUCUAGCCCCCGCGCUCGCUGCUUUCCACGCCCCGGGCGCGUGGCCGUGUGAGCGGGUGAUGAGCAUCCGAAGGGGGGGCGAGACGCAGCAGCUCUGCACGUGCUAGAGUGUGAGUUAACGCCGCAGAUGGGGAGGAGCAAUUUUAAAAAGAGGGUGUGGAUGUUUACCUUCGAGUUUCCUGUCAUUUUAUUCCUACCUAAGAUUGUCCCUUUCUUUUCUGUACUUCAUGGCAAAAUCGGUUUUCUAAAGGUUUUAGAGAGGCAUUUAUAUUUAUAACAUUUCUUAGGAGUGAUUUGUUCUAAGACCAGUGGAUGACUGUACUUUGUUGACCCCAAGAUGUACGCGUGUGUAAAAGUGUGUAUGUGUACACAUUUUAACACUUCUGAGUUGCCCUGUACCUUCCAGUUGAGGGCGCCUUAUAACUGAUGGGCAGCGUCACACUAGGUGACGUGCUAGGUUCCGAUCCCCACCUCGUCACCGGCAGGGCCUUGGACCAGCGACGCACCUUCCCGGAGCUCUUGGGUUCCUGAGCCCCCGCCUCUGGGAUGACGAUACCCUGACCAGGGGCCUGGGGACUGAUCUGUAAAACCCGCAGCACGGAGUCUGGUCUGUAAGUGGCGUUUAUUAUUUUAGACACUAAAGGAAGACCUAUUCACUGAAGUUGCAGAUUACUCCUCCUCAUCACUUCUUUAUUUUAGGAAAGCAGCUGUUUGUUGAAUAUUUCUCUGUUAUGAGAAGAGGCUUGACUGGUUUAGUUUAAGAUAAGUUAAGGCAAACCUCUGACCAGCUUCAUAUAUCUGAAAAAUUAAUAUUGAUGGGUGGCUCGAAUAAUCCCUGCAUAUCACAGAAAAGAAUUAAACUGCCCGUCAUCCACCUGAAACAUACAUACCAGACCAUCUUAACAGAAAUUUGACGACGUGAGAUAAUCUGCAUCUUUAGCUCAACUGAUUUGAAAACGGUCCAUUUGAUGAUCUUCAUUUAAAUGAGAAGCAACUGGGGACGCCAUUCAUUCAUUCAGUAAAUACUGAGUGUCUGCUGUGUAAUAGCUUUUCCCAUUCAAUGGCGAGUGACAUGCAAGGCCCCAAAUCUUACGGGACUUAUACUCUAGAAGAGAGAUGAACAAACAGGUGAGUGAACGUUACUGUGUGUGGAGUUCUCUGGAAGAGGCAAACAGUGGGGCUGUGCAUGUCUGGGGUCGGGGUGGGAUGUUGGGACAUAUGUCAGGUUUUCAGCUCCUGCCACCCAUCCUUUCGCAUUAGUCCCCAAUUUCCUUAGGAUGAAUGAAUUCUUUCCCAUUGUGUGUAGUUUCCGUGUCCACUUCUUGCUGCCACCUCCCACCCCAGCCAGCACUGUAACUUGGCCAGGCAAGUUUGCAGCAGGACCCCUCAAUAGCUCCCUGCCACCAGGGUGGGGUGGGUGGGGGUGGGGGUGGGCACGGAGGGGGUUGGUGCAGAGGCCGGAUUUAUGGAAUCUUGAAGGUUUUUCCCUCAUUUCCUAGACAUAGUCGUGCUGGAUUUGCAGAGGCAUCAGGCAUACUGCUUGCAGUUUGGGGUGUUUCUCCUUUAGCUUCCUGAGAAUUAGGUGAUGCUUGGUCCUGCAACCUCCAAGAAGAAUGAACUGCUUCAUUAAAGUGUUGUGAUUCAGAGUCUGCACGGUCUGUAAUUGACUUUUAAAAUUGUGGCUUUAAGUAAAGUGUGUAUAUGAAUUU